Molecule: messenger RNA, 1821 nt
Organism: Psylliodes chrysocephalus
Lineage: Eukaryota; Metazoa; Arthropoda; Insecta; Coleoptera; Chrysomelidae
Source: the annotation of a GenBank genome assembly
AUGGUUACGGAAGCGUUUAUAAAAUCGGAAUAUCCCUUGCAUUGGUGUGUGUGGAAAAACGAAUAUCAAAAUUUGGGGCAACUUUUAACUUCCAAAGAGCAUGAUAAGGAAAAAAUGGAUGUAAGAGGUAGGACUCCUUUGAUGUUAGCAGUGACAUUGGGUCAUUUAGAAUCAACUAGGACACUGUUAAAUCACGAGGCCAACGUUAAUUGUGAAAAUUUAAAUGGGUGGACAGUUGUACAAGAAGCAGUAGCAACUGGUGAUCCAGAAUUGGUACAAAUCGUUUUGGAAAGCAGGGAUUUCCAAAGAUACACCAAUAGAAUGGCAGGCAUACCAGGGUUGUUACAGAAACUCAAAGAAGCCCCAGAUUUCUAUGUUGAAAUGAAAUGGGAGUUUACCAGUUGGGUUCCAUUGGUAUCACGAAUGUGUCCAAGUGAUACAUAUAAAGUAUACAAACAAGGCUCAAGUGUUAGAAUAGACACUACAUUAUUAGGUUUUGACCACACUAGUUGGCAAAGAGGAAAUAGGAGUUACGUUUUUCAGGGACAAAAUGAUGGUGCUAUAAUGAUGGAAAUUGACCAUGAUCUCCAACAGGUUUACUGUGAACAGAUGAGGACCACAGAAGAUUCUCUUAAUAUUUUAAUGCCAAAUGAAGAGACUAUUUCUCAGCGAUUAACAACGCCUAUCGUUACCACUUAUAUUGAUACAGAAAAAAUUAGUUUUGAAAGAAAUAAGGCUGGUAUGUGGGGUUGGAGAUCAGACAAGACUGAAAUUGUGAAUAAUUAUGAUUGUAAAGUAUUUAGUGCAUCCAAUGUAGAACUAGUAACAAAAUCCAGAACGGAACACCUUACCGAGACUGACAAAGCACGUAGUAAAAACAAUAAGAAUCCGAUACAAAAUUUCCUUGGCAUUGCAGAAGUGACUGAAAGUCAAGCUACCUCACUUCUUUCAAAUGAAGAAUAUACGAAUUCCAGUAAUCCCUGCAAUAUAACUCCUGAAGAGUAUUUUGACAGAGAUAUAGAUCUCGAAGCACAGAAACGUGAUAUAGGUCGACCAAAAGAAGUUAGCGUUAAAGUACAGAAAUUCAAGGCCAAUUUAUGGCUUUGUGAAAACUAUCCUCUAUCGCUUCCAGAACAAAUUCUUCCUAUUGUCGAUCUCAUGGCCAUAUCUAGCUCUCAUUUUGCUAAACUUAAAGAUUUCAUACAGAUGCAGUUACCGUCUGGGUUUCCCGUUAAAAUUGAAAUUCCAUUAUUUCACAUAUUGAAUGCAAGGAUAACUUUCGGAAAUAUAUUCGCCACAGAUGCAGAGGUACCACAAGUCUCAAGAGUGCAGGAAGAGAAUCGACUGACUUGUAUUUUAGACGAUAACUUGUUCAAGUGUCCUUCUGGAUAUGCACAGAUUGGUCUCGAUGGACGACGGCAGUUUAGUAUGGAGGAAGAAGAUGAUCUGUUACAAUUUGCUAUUCAGCAAAGUCUUAUAGAUGCAGGAACAGAAACAGAAGAAGUUGACAUAUGGGAGGCUUUAAAGGCUCAAAAGCCUUCAAGACCCGAAACGCCGAAUUUUAUUGGAGAAGAGGAACGGCAGUUACAGAGAGCAAUCCAGGCCAGUUUAGAGCUUUGCCACCAGAGUGAACAACCAUUAGCUGGUUUAGAUCAACCUAUUGUCAACAGUGAUAGUUCAGACCAAGAUUCCGAUCUACAUCUUGCUCUUCUCCUCUCCCAGCAAGAAGAGGAGAAAAAGAGACAGAGGGAAGAACAUGAGAGAUUGGAAGAACAAAAAUUAUUAGCGGAAAUAAUGGAAUUAUCACUCAAAGAAAAAUAA